This is a messenger RNA of Trachymyrmex cornetzi, 2326 nucleotides long. RefSeq names its product protein yellow. The record is from RefSeq and is a predicted model, not a curated record. The transcript is spliced from 6 exons. Gene Ontology annotation, cellular component: extracellular region. The coding region runs from base 516 to 1856 and encodes 446 amino acids. Lineage: Eukaryota; Metazoa; Arthropoda; Insecta; Hymenoptera; Formicidae.
AUUCAUUAUUCGCGUGAAAUGAAUAAGAGAGUGACGUUGGAGAAUGUUGCGUUUACUACAGUCGAGUUUUCUGUUGUAAUAUACAACAAAUAUUGAGGAUAUCUUAAAAAAGGAUAAAACUACGAGAAGAUUAAAAAAAAGUAUCUUAUUGAUGAUCAUAAAAUUGGAGUAUUGACACCCGAAAAAGGGGAAAAAUAAGAAAAAAGCAUUUCGUUCAAUAUUAAUAGUUAACGCUAGCGAAUAUAACAACCGCCUCCGGACUUCUCUAUCCGUGACAGUGAAAGUGCUGAGGAAAGAAGGAAAAAAGACCGGCUAUCUCUUUAACGAUACUCUUAUUUACGAAAGAACGGGCAAGAACGUGAUCGUGGCGAGUCAGUACUCCGUCGAGUUUGAAAACGAAGAAACAUGUGUAAAACUAUAUCGUAUUAUCAUUGAGUGCAGGGUUAGAAGAAGCGUCAAAAGAUCAUUAAAUUCGUCACUGAAGAUAAAGCCGUAUAACAUCAAAGAAAUUUAUAAUGAAGCUUGUACCGAUCCGAGGCUUGAUCCAAUUAUUGCACCGUUUCAUUAUACCGUUCUUGCUUUUGAAAGGAUGUGCCAGUAUUGAGAAAUUAAAGGGUAUAUAUUCCUGGAAAGCUUUAGAAUUUGCUUUCCCAAAUGAGUAUGCAAGAGAAAAUGCUAUACAAGAGGGCCGUUUUAUUCCUGGAACACCAGUACCGAUCGAUGUGGAUUUCUACCACAAAGCUAAACAUGGAUCCAUAGUUUUCAUCACGAUACCAAGGUUUCAAAACGGGGUUCCGGUCACCCUCGGUUACGUGACGAAUGAUGUUUCUCCUGAGGGAAAUCCAAUAAUUGCACCUUAUCCAAGCUGGGAAUGGAACAGAUUGGGACAUUGUGAUGCAAUUACCAGUGUGUUUAGAGUGCAGGUGGACUCGUGCGACAGGCUGUGGGUCAUCGACACGGGUAAACUCGAAGAGCGACAGAUCUGUCGUCCUCAAUUAUUGUCGUUUUCGCUGCGAACAAAUAAGGUCCUGAGUCAAUACAAGUUUCCAAAAGAACAAUUCAUGGAUAAUUCCCUGUUUGUGACUCUCGCAGUCGACAUUCGCAAUAGUGGCGACAAAUGUCAAAACACGUUCGUCUACAUCGCCGAUGUGACUGCAUACGGAUUGCUCGUCUACGAUCAUCGCAACGCCCGCUCCUGGAGAAUCACCAAUAAUUUGUUUUAUCCCUAUCCAGCUCAUGGAACGUUCCAUAUCAAGGGAGAUACGUUCGAUCUCAUGGAUGGCAUUUUGGGACUUGCCCUGAGUCCCAUGAAGCAAGAUGGCGACAGGAUUUUAUACUUCCACUCUUUAGCUAGCAAAGUCGAAAGUUGGGUACCCACUUCUACUAUCAGGAAUUAUAGCCUCUUUCAAGAGCACUCCGACGCUGCAGCAAGGUCGUUCCGUCCAUUCGCUAUGGAAAGGUCAUCACAGUCGGCCGCUCAGGCUAUGGAUCAAAAUGGAAUUCUCUUCUUCGGUCUUCUGCCAGAUCUCGCAUUAGGAUGUUGGAACAGUAUCACUCAUCCCGAAUACGGUGGUACCAAUAACGAAGUCAUCAUUGUUAAUCCCGAUACGCUGCAAUUUCCAUCUGGAAUGAAGGUCAUCCUCGCAAAAAAUGGCCGUCAAGAGCUGUGGAUUCUCACAUCGUCGUUCCAAAAAUUCAUGACCGCGACUAUGAACUCGAACGAGACGAAUUUCCGGAUACAGGCCGGUUACGUAGAUGAGCUGGUUCGCGGUACCAAGUGUAACGGUGCGGGUCUCCGCCAUGACCGCAAUAGCGGUUACGAGACGUCCGCGCCCGCGCCGCUAUUCGCCAAAUGAAAAUCGUGGCACCACGGGGAGUUCGAUUCGCAUUUUCAGACGGUGACGUCCGUCUGGUGGCAUAAGUAUCCAGAAUUCUUCCCAGAGUACCACCAUUCCCCAUUCCUAAUCCCUCCAUCGUAUUCAUUCCCAAGAAUCUUUACCCGACCAUCUUUUUUCCCUUGGAUCGUCACAUCUAUUUACAGUCACAGACCAGUCACAGAUUAUACUAUCUUUAUUGAUCACAAUUAAAAAAUGCGCGACACUGUAUGUACCUUAAUACUUAUUCCCGAUGCGAAGAACAAACGGCUCCUCUUUACUAUAUUCUCAAGAUUUUGUAGAACUUAUCAGUUCGAGGAACCCUGAAGCUAUACUCGUGGUGCCAGUUCAGCUUUACAGUCUGUUUACAAUAGUUUUUUUCUGGUGCUGUAAUAUACAUAAUAUUCAUCGGAAAUAACAACGGAUAAAAUAUAUCACCCCGUUCCUAAUGU